AUGUCCAAAGGAGCAAUAGCAGCAUGGGAUAUCUGUCCACUUUUUAGAGGUAUUGGAUGUGCAAGUACUUUAAUAAAUUUCCUCGUGAACAGUUAUUACACUGUUAUUCUUGGGUGGGCAUUUCAUUUUAUCUUCGCUUCGUUCAAUACAGAACUUCCUUGGACAAAAUGUGGUAAUUCUUGGAAUACUGAAUCAUGUCAUACAGUUGAUGUGAAGACAAACUUGAGUAAUUCCACACAGUUUUUACGUAAAGAUUUAAUGGAAGUUGAUCCCGCUGCGGAAUACUGGGAAAACAAAGUCCUACGGAUAUCCAGUGGUAUUGAUAAUUUGGGAACAGUUCAGUGGGACUUAGCUCUAUGUCUUUUACUAGCUUGGACCAUAAUUUUUCUGGCAAUUUGUCAAGGGAUAAAAACAUCUGGAAAAGUUAUGUAUUUUACUGCAACCACACCCGCAGUUAGACGGUGCAUCUACCGGUAUAUCAUAUUAUUUAAAACCGGACUGGAGAAAAUUGGCGGAUAUGACAGUUUGGUCAGAUGCUGGAACUCAAAUUUUUUCAGUUACGCUAUUGGUCUAGGUGCCUUAACAGCGCUAGGUAGUUACAACAGAUAUCAUCAUAAUUCUGUCCGAGACUGUCUCUUGUUUGCUGGUGCGAAUACGUUUACAAGCUUGCUGGCAGGUUUCGUUAUUUUUGCAACUCUUGGUAAUAUGUCUUACAUAUCCAAAGUACCCAUACACUUAAUUGCUGAGUCUGGACCAGGAUUAGCAUUUAUUAUUUAUCCAAAAGCUUUGGGAACAAUGCCAGGAAGUCCAAUUUGGUCGUUUUGUUUUUUCACAAUGAUUAUACUUUUGGGGAUCGAUAGUAUGUUCGGUGGAGUUGAAGGCUUUGUUGCAGCUAUUGCAGAUUAUUUUCCUCAAAUCAUAUCGAAUGCAUGGUAUCGAGUUAGUUUUGUUGCAGCAACAUGUAUUGUAUCUUACGUUAUUGGUUUAUUUAUGCUAAAUUACUGUUAUGUGGGUAGUCAAUAUUUUAUAUCUAGUUUUCCACCAUUUGUUUAA
Molecule: messenger RNA, 1053 nt
Organism: Heterobilharzia americana
Lineage: Eukaryota; Metazoa; Platyhelminthes; Trematoda; Strigeidida; Schistosomatidae
Source: the annotation of a GenBank genome assembly